AUGGUGCUUUUUUAUACUUAUUUUUUCCAUGUACCAACCACAUUUAUCUUUGUAUAUGGUUCUAUAAUUUAUGCAGAUACUUUCCUCUGCGAACGGUUGGCCUAUUAUGGAAUUGCCAGUAAUCUUGUCACCUAUCUAGCAACUAGACUUCAUGAAGGGCCUGUUUCUGCAGCAAGGAAUGUUACCACCUUUCAGGGAACAUGCUACCUUACACCUCUGCUAGGAUCCUUCCUUGCUGAUGCAUACUGGGGAAAAUAUUGGACAAUCGUUGUGUUCUAUGGAAUUCAUCUCAUUGGAAUCUGCACAUUGACCCUUUCAGCAAUCUUUUCAGCUCAAAGUGCUGUAUUCUUCCUUGGAAUCUAUUUGCUUGCAGUAGGGACGGGUGGGAUCAAGCCAUGUAUAUGGCCCUUUGGAGCAGACCAGUUUGAUGAUACAGAUCUUAAGGAAAGAGCAAGUAAAGCAUUAUUCUUCAAUUGGAACUACUUCACUGGCAACAUUGGUGCACUCAUAGCAACUACCAUAUUGGUAUGGACCGAAGAAAAUAUAGGAUGGGGACUUGGAUAUGGGAUUGCAGCGUCGUUUAUUGGUAUUGGAAUGAUAGUGUUCUUUCAUGGUACACGUACCUACCGGUUUCUUAGGCCAGGGGGAAGUCCUAUUACAAGAAUCUGCCAAGUGGUUGUUGCUUCUUUACAUAAGAGGAAAUUGGAGGUACCUCAAGAUACCUCUUUCCUCUAUGAAACUGUGGCAGAAAAUUCAUCUGUUGAAGGAAGUCUUAAACUCGUGCAAACCAAUGGAUUGAGGUGCCUUGACAAAGCUGCAGUGAAAUCAGAUAUAGAAAAAGGGAGUGAGGAAAUAACUAAUCCUUGGAGGCUUUGCACCGUGACACAGGUGGAAGAGCUGAAGAUUCUAAUCCGCAUGAUUCCAAUCUGGGCAACAGGAAUCAUCUUCAGUUCUGUCUAUGCUCAAAUGUCCUCGCUGUUCAUUGAACAAGGGAAAAUGAUGGACAGGACUAUUGGUUCUUUCACAAUUCCCGCGGCAUCUCUUUCAACUUUUAAUAUAGUUGGUGUCAUCAUUUGGGUUCUCAUCUAUGAUAGAGUGAUUGUUAAAGUUGCAAGACACUUCACUGGCAAUGCAAGAGGCUUCACGGUGUUGCAGAGAAUGGGAAUUGGCUUUACACUGGCUUGA
This is a messenger RNA of Arachis stenosperma, 1185 nucleotides long. Its product is annotated as protein NRT1/ PTR FAMILY 8.3-like. Gene Ontology annotation, biological process: transmembrane transport. NCBI's taxonomy places the organism in Eukaryota, Viridiplantae, Streptophyta, Magnoliopsida, Fabales, Fabaceae. The transcript has 3 exons. Gene Ontology annotation, molecular function: transmembrane transporter activity. The record is from RefSeq and is a predicted model, not a curated record. The coding region runs from base 1 to 1185 and encodes 394 amino acids. Gene Ontology annotation, cellular component: plant-type vacuole membrane.